AUGGUUCAAUUCGAAUUUCUAGGCCCGCGCUCUAUCAAGCUUGGGCAGGCCGUGACGGUCGGACUAUUUGCUCUGCUCUCAAUAUUUCUCUACAGUCGUGCCGGCAUCCUCUACAUAUUCUACGCCAAUGCACCGACAAGGCUCAUCAAAGUCAACAACCUCCCUCAUCUGGACAUCAAGUUUCAGAAUGUGGUCCGCAAUUGCGAGCAUAUGGUGCUGGAACCCAGUGCCGCGUUCGCCCUUCUCAGCUGUGAUCCCGGCCGAGACACGUGGAACACUGUAAUGGGAACGUUCAUUGACGCGAACUCGCCGCCAGAGACCGGCGUGUACAUCUGGAAAUACGCCGACGCAGAUGCCACAUCGCAUCCGCAAAAGCUGAAACUCCUCGACUACCCCGCAAGCCCGUCCGAUUUUCAUCCGCUCGGGAUCCAUUUGCACUCUGCCUCCAACACCUUGUACAUCGUCAAUCAUGCAGCCUCCGGGUCUCGCGUCGAAGUGUUCCGACUCUUCCCUGCCGAGCAAGCCGCAACACAUAUCAAGACGAUCAAGCACGACCUCCUGGCAGCUCCCAACUCCAUCACUGCCCUGAGCGAGUCGGAGCUCCUGGUCACCUGCGAUCACUACUUCCUUCGAAAAAACCAACCUAUCCUUGCUCAGGUUGAAACGUACACUGGCAUCCCAGGAGGCAGUGUCGUGCAUGUAGACCUGGGGGCCGACGAAGCGAAGAUCAACCUCGUAACACGAGUGCCCUUUGCGAACGGCAUCGCGCAGUUGAACACUACCACCUUCGCCGUGGCAAGUACGAGUACCAACGCCGUCUAUCUUUAUCUUCUCAGCCGGCAUGACGGGCCUCCCAGACUCACACGCACCGCCACCAUUCCCCUGUCCUUCCAUCCUGACAAUUUGAGUGUGGAUGGAGCUGGGAAUCUGCUGAUCGCUGGGCAUCCACAUGGGCCUACGUUUGAGGAAGUGAUGAAGGAUGCGGCUGCUCGUGCCGGUGAUGGGGACAAGACUGACGAGAAGUCUUGGAAGGGAUCCAGUUGGGUUUCCAAAUGGAAUCCUUCCGAUGGAUUAAAGACACUCUAUGUCGGGGAUGAGUAUGGGACUUCCUGCACGGCCGUGAGAGAUUCGGGGAGGAAGCUGGGAAUGGCUGUGGGGUUGUACGAGCGGGGGGUGUUGACCUGGACAGAAUGA
Molecule: messenger RNA, 1194 nt
Organism: Neohortaea acidophila
Lineage: Eukaryota; Fungi; Ascomycota; Dothideomycetes; Mycosphaerellales; Teratosphaeriaceae
Exons: 2
Coding region: 1-1194 (397 amino acids)
Source: RefSeq, a predicted model, not a curated record